Molecule: messenger RNA, 1326 nt
Organism: Fonsecaea nubica
Lineage: Eukaryota; Fungi; Ascomycota; Eurotiomycetes; Chaetothyriales; Herpotrichiellaceae
Exons: 3
Coding region: 1-1326 (441 amino acids)
Source: RefSeq, a predicted model, not a curated record
AUGUGGCUGUACGCCGUUGUCCUCCUGGCCAUGGCCCUGCCUGGUCUCACAAACAUGGUUGCUCUGUCGUCCUCGCAGUCAGCGGGCCAUUCCCCCAAUUGCACUCUGACCUACAUUGCUUCUCAACCUCCUCAAAUUGGUCCCACCAGCACAGUCUACCAGGCAAUCAUGACCACCUUCCGAUACGCCGUGGAUUGCAAUGUCUGUUCUGUCACAAAUAUUCCAAGCGUCGACAUUCAAGGGCCCUUCAGUACUCGAUCAACCAGCUCAAUGCUCACGGUCACUGAGAUUCAAUGUAUCCCUGAAGGCACUGCCAGCACCAGAAUGCACCAUGCGGCUCACAACAACAUUGCUGCAACUUCUCCUCAGACUGCCAGCUGGAACCAAAUGGAAGACCUCAAGAAGUCACACAUUCACCGUCGUUCGGACCAAGCCACAGAAGCAGCCCUUGCGGAUCUGGCAAGUAGCUUCGCCAAUGCUCUUCCUCCUGAUGUCUCCCUGCUCUCUGGUGGGUUAAGGGACGAGUUCACCGACAUUGCAUCUGCUAUGUUUGCGCUGAGCAUUUGUGACUCUGGCAUGGACCUCCAUUCGGCUUGUGAACAGUUGAAAACCGAUCAGGUUGCAUACCAGCUAUACCAGUCAUGGUAUGCCCCCGACAAUGUCAAGUCGAUUGUCUGCUUCUGCGCAUCCUACGGCUACGACUUUGGGACCACCCGUCAACAGCUGUACGCCAACCUCUACGCUGCUCUCAUUGGCAUUCUGGCGGCUGCUGAUAUCACCACGGACCGGGGUCAAAUCUGUGACACUCUCAGUCUUUUCAAUCGGACAGGCUCUUCCUUGGGUAUCAACACUCAAAUGUAUCAUGACCUUGUCUGCAGCAGUUUUCCCACUCCCACGCCAACUACACCACUCUGGUAUGGACCAACACCCAUCAUUCCAUAUGUCUCAAACAACAUGACCACGUGGGGCACUCCAACUUCCUGGGCCUCCAAUACGACCAUCACAGGAUCCGACACCCCCAGUGGGACUGGAGUCAAUAGCGGGACUGGAGUCAACAGUGGGACUGGAGUCAAUAACAGAACUACCAUAGGACCACCUGUCUCUUAUACUGGCACAAUUGGCAGUGACUGGUCAAUCACCAUCAAUACUCAAACCAACUGGACCGAAACCACACCCACAGGAACUGGUGCGGCAUCUGACACCCCUACCGCAGAAUCCAAUGGCACCUUGCUUGCUGCGCGUACACCACGAGGGCCCAACGCUGUGCCAUUUUAUCCUGCUAUCACCACUCCCGCACCACGUCAUGGACUUUUCAAGCGGUACUAG